Messenger RNA from Nycticebus coucang (slow loris), 4853 nucleotides. It is a transcript of the gene GMFB, whose product is annotated as glia maturation factor beta. The coding region runs from base 162 to 593 and encodes 143 amino acids. The record is from RefSeq and is a predicted model, not a curated record. Gene Ontology annotation, biological process: actin filament debranching; negative regulation of Arp2/3 complex-mediated actin nucleation. Gene Ontology annotation, cellular component: actin cortical patch. NCBI's taxonomy places the organism in Eukaryota, Metazoa, Chordata, Mammalia, Primates, Lorisidae. Gene Ontology annotation, molecular function: actin binding; Arp2/3 complex binding. The transcript is spliced from 7 exons.
UGAGCCGCGCCGCCCGCCGUCCGCGGUCACGUGCCGGCCUCUGAGGCCGCGUGGAUCGCUGGGGCGACUCCGCCGGGCGCCAGGCAGGAAGGGAGGCGGCCGCCGCGGCAUUCUUAAAGGGACCUGCGAGAAGGCGACGGGCGCCGACGGCCGGAAGGAAAAUGAGUGAGUCUUUGGUGGUUUGUGAUGUUGCUGAAGAUUUAGUGGAAAAGCUGAGAAAAUUUCGUUUUCGCAAAGAAACGAACAAUGCUGCCAUUAUAAUGAAGAUUGACAAAGAUAAACGCCUGGUGGUGCUGGAUGAAGAGCUUGAGGGCAUUUCACCAGAUGAACUGAAAGAUGAACUACCUGAACGCCAACCUCGAACCUUCAUAGUGUAUAGUUACAAAUACCAACACGAUGAUGGGAGAGUUUCAUACCCUCUGUGCUUUAUUUUCUCCAGUCCUGUUGGAUGUAAGCCUGAACAACAGAUGAUGUAUGCUGGGAGUAAGAAUAAGCUAGUCCAGACAGCUGAACUCACCAAGGUAUUUGAAAUAAGAAAUACGGAAGACCUAACUGAAGAAUGGUUACGUGAGAAACUUGGAUUUUUCCACUAAUGUGAACUUCUGUGUUUCUGAAGUAUUUAUGUAUUAACCUGACCAUACUGGAAUCAGACAUAAAUACUUAUUUAUGCCUAAAAAUGCACUGUUACUUACAAGUUUGUUUUCUGCAGUAAAGAAAAAUUGUUCAUUUGUGCAAAGUUUGAACCAAGAGGAAAUCAUCUUCCUAGUAAUGAAACCUGGUGAAGUGUCUCCUGCCACUUGCCCUGCUCUCUCCAGGGACGCUUUGCACUCUUGUGACUAACUUCUAUAACCUAGAGUUCAGAAUGUGUUACUCUUUACAGACACCAUUGGAAAGUGGAUAUUAGAUUGUAAGAGACAACAGUUGCCUCCUUUUGACAAAUACUGGAUAUUAGCAGUUUAUGUAUGAAAAUAACACAUUAUCACAUGUCAAAUCAUUGAAAUUAAUUUAGGGUCAAAGACUUGAAUGAUCCACUAUUGAGCCAUGAGUAAUUUACGGUAGUGUGACUUGCACUAUGAGUACAUUUCUCAUCAAUUCUGUGUCUUCUUUGGUUUCCUGUCUUUUUUUAAUCAUGUCUAGAAACUGGGUUCAUCACUCACUCAUUCUUAAGAUCUGGGAGUUAGAUUUAGGUUUUCUUGUUAUGGAAAGUAGCAUCUUAGUCUUAGAAACUGGUGGGUGGUAAUAAUCAAGGGCUUCAUUCCUGGUUAUGUCAUUUCUAAAUAGUUUUAAAUGUAGGUGAAUAAUACUUUAUUUAUAAAGCACCGCCUACUGUCCUGUGAACACUAAUUACUUUAAAUGUGUUAAUACUGUGCCUUUGAUUUGUUAGCUUUAAAGUUAGUUUAAGACUUUUACACUGCCAGUAUUCCAGAUUUGGUGAAAUUAAUACUUUUUAAAGGGUCCAAGUAAAAUAAUUUUUUAAUGUGUAUAUCUGAAAUUUGUAAUAAAAUCAACUUCCUAUUAUUUUAAAAUUCCAACUAUCUGCUUGCAAUGGUGAAUCACAUACAUGGCAGUUGGGAGCUAUAAAUUUGGGUAUACUUGUGAUUAGUUUUGUGCCAUGGGGUGGGGAAUUGUUUACCUUAAAACUUUGGCUAUAGUUAAUAACAUUAACUUAUUAGUGGAAAUCACAUUUUACAUCCUAAAUGUCAGGAGAUAGAUAUUAUAGACUGGAGACUUGAGUGGCUAAUGUAAGUCUUGUUAGACAAUGGUAACCUUGGGAUAAAGCAGGGAUUCUACUACUUGGCACACUUUUAAGAACAUACAAGUAACCGUUUAACAUUAAUUUGAUAAUAGUUUUGAUAAUAGAUCUAGAGGCUCUAAAGACUAACCAAGUUUGGUGGAUGAAUUCUUUUUUUUUUUAAGCCAAAUUUUAUUUGAAUUUAAAAACAAUGCUUAUGAAACUUUAAAAGUUCCAAAGGCCAAAAAUUAUUGAAGGUCCAUACACAGAUAGGUAGGUGCUGGCUAUGGGUGACCCAGUCACUAAAGGCUUGUUUCUGUGCAUUCUCACUCUAGCAAGCUUAGCGAUAAAAGUACCUACGGCUUUUACCAUUGAUCCGCUAGAGUCCAGUGGUUCUCAACCUGUGGGUCGCGACAGGAACUGUAUUAAAGGGUUGCAGCAUUAGGAAGGUUGAAAACCACUGUGCUAGACAAAACCGUGGUGUCAGAGAACUAUUCCCAGAGCCAUGAUCAAUAACCCCAAAAGGAACAGGCACUCAGGGAGAGCCAAGCAUCGUAGGCUCAUCCUCAGGUCAUGCACGUGGACAGGCCGUCUGUGAUCGUCUUCCAGUUUUCUGGAGGUUUCCUGGCUAUAUUGGAUGCACCUCCUUUUCUAGCAGAAGACUCCACUUCAACUUUGUUGGGUUGCUCCUAGCUCACCUAUUUGAGUUUGAGUUGUUACUGGAUUUGCAAUAGAACACCUGGUAUAAAAGCAUCUUUUUAGUUAAAAAGUCAGAACUGGUACCCUGAAAUAGCCAGACGCCCUUCAAGAUGAAACGUCUUUGAUGAAUUCUUACAUUGACAAUAUUUUAGUCAUUUCAAAACUAGCAAAGACGUUUUUUAUGUCGGCAUAUUUUCCAUUCAUAUGUUCUUUUUAUUUUUGAGUUUCUGUGCCAACUUCAAUAAAGAGGUAAAGAUAGUUGGAAUUUUCACAAUAUUGAAUAGAACAUCUUCUGUCCCCAGCGCUGUUAGGCUUCACAGGAAGUUAGUUGGAGUUGAGCAAGUGUUGGAGUGGGUAUUUGUUUGCGUUAUUGAAUGGAAAGGGUCUUUGGUCCCAAUCUCCAGAGAGUGAGAAGACUCACCCAGCAAGUUAACAAUUCUUCAGACAGGUACUUUGAUAAUGGAAAUAACUUGCUUAUAGUUCUGUGAAAUGCAGAUGGAACAGAGUGGGGCAUCCAGUGUUUAGAAUGAAGGAGAUGAGAGUGUCGCUGGUUCACAGCAGGGAGAGGCUGCAGGCGCUGCGUUGUGCGUUUCUGACGAGGUCCUUAUUUUGUCUCGCAUGUCUAGUUUUGGGGUUUUUGUUUUUUUAAUUCAAAGUCCUCUAUGCUAUCUCAGGUAAUAUUGACCUGGUGUAUGUGGCACUCUUAGUUCCCCUAUUCUUUUAACAGGAGCAGAGAGCUGUAAUAGACCAUGCUUUCUAAGCUUGCCCAGACUCUUAUCAAUAGCGUAUUUUGCGAGAUCACAUCUUGAGGUUCUUCAAUCAUCAGGACAUUGUUAUUUCGUAUGUCCUAUAGAAGAUUUCCAAAUCCCGUGCUUUACAGUGUUCUCAGACAUUUAUGUGGAUUUCCCUUUCCUCUAACUGAAUUUUGUGUUCUUUUAAGUAUAUUUCUUAUUCAGUCUCUUUUCUGCCUCCCCUCAAAUAGUAACUCCAGAUUUCAUAAUGCCAGUCUUCACAUUCCAUAUCUUUCUGGUACAGCCAUUCCCCUACAGCCUUAGAUUUUAUCUUUGUGUCAGCAGCUUUUUUCCCCGGGACCCUUCUUCACGGUCUUCUAAGUCAAUGUUAGUUUGGGAUUGUUGGCCUUGUAUAAGUUCUGCAGAGCAUCCAGUGUCAAAAUAGGACCAACUAAUAAUCACAGUAUUACUUAGUAUAGGCUUUGUGACAAUGUAAAUGACAUGUGAAGAAAACUGUUCUCAGGUUACUAUGCUGAAAUUCCAAAAUGUCUGAGUUUUGAAUAGUAAUCACCUUGUUCUGGUUUUGAAGCAAGUACGUUCGGAAAAAAGUUGGUUGACUGUUUUUGUUUGACUUCUAAAAUAAAUGUUCAAAUUGUCUAUUUCUAAAAAGUUUACUAAAUGCCUAGGGCAGUUGAACAUACUCUUGUUUAAGAGGGUGUUGCUAAAUUUUUUAUUGUCAUUAUUGAAAUCUGUGUGGCAAAAUACUUGUCAGCACUUUUCCCUCCCUUUUUAUCUCCUAUUUUCAGGAGUCAAAUGCAGCCAUAAACUGUAUCCUUGUCUGACACUUUAACUACAUUUCCAGUUAGGGGAGUUUAUUGCCAAAUUAAAUUUGGCUGUUUUAUCCCCACCAACAUACAUACUAAGAUGGUGUACUUAGAAAGUGUUUGGACUACUUUUAAAACCCCAGUGAUGUUACUAAUCCGUAUGUGGACUAGUGAUGAAUAGCUAUUUUCUUAAGAGUUUAAAUGCUGACAUUUGGUGGAGUAGAGAGUAACUUGGAUUCUGUCAGUUCAAGUAUUCUUAGUACAGUUGCUUCCUUAAUUGUCCUUAAUAGACUGAUCAUACUGGAAUCUAUAUAGAGUUUGAGCCUUUACAAUCUAUGUGAAGAUGUGCUUCAAACAUUUCUGGACAAAUCUUUUGUACUUCUGGAAGAAUGUAAUAAGUAAUCUUCUAGGCCACUUAAAUAGAAUAUUCUUGAGAAAUUUGGUACCAAAUUGAAUAUUCUUGAGAAAUUUGCUUUCCUAUUAUGCCAUUUGACAUUUCAAAUCAGUAAUCAUGUUCUUGUAAUGUUAUGACAUGAAGCUUGUGAUAGAAACUGUAUUUUAUUGUUUUUUGGAAUAUAAUUCAUAAACACAUAAUUACUUGAAUAUUGUUUGAGAUCACUGCCAUGUCAGGGCAGUUCCCGCUGAGUUAGAUAGUCCGAUAUAAUCUCAUUCAGGAGGCUUGAAACACAGGUGACUUCAUCUUGUGAAUCUAACCGUUCUGUCGCUGCGUAUCCAGACCAACACCUGGCACGGCUUCGUGAGCUGUGGUUUCGGUCUCUGCUCGCUCAUUCUGCAUGUUUAUUUUGGACAGUCUUUUGUUAAGCAUGGUGCUUGUACUGAUUUAAAUAAAAUGUUAACGUGAAAGUA